Messenger RNA from Papilio xuthus (Asian swallowtail), 978 nucleotides. RefSeq names its product COPII coat assembly protein sec16-like. Lineage: Eukaryota; Metazoa; Arthropoda; Insecta; Lepidoptera; Papilionidae. The coding region runs from base 1 to 978 and encodes 325 amino acids. The record is from RefSeq and is a predicted model, not a curated record. The transcript has 2 exons.
AUGUGUGAGCGUAUCAUGUUGCUGUUGCAGGGCUACAAUGGUGUGUGCGCGUGCGGCGCUGCGGGGGGCGGGCGCGGCGAGCCGGCGCGCAUGGCGGCGCCAAUGAGGGAGGGCGCGCCGGCCGGCGGAGCUCGCCCCGCGCCCCUCGCGCCCCAUGCGCCCCAUGCGCACCCCGCACAUCCCGCACACCCCGCCAACUUCGAGUAUGAUGAUAACGAAUGGGACAUCGGCAUCGGCGACCUAAUCAUAGACCUCGAUGCCGACAUAGAGAAGACGGACGAGGCGGGCGGCAUGGCGGCGCGCGCCGAACCUGACGCGCAGCGCACCGCGCUCAAGAUGAAGAUCAAGCGCACCAAGCCCGGCACCAAAAGCUCCGAGGCCAAGCACGAGAUCGUCAAGUCGAACGAAAUGAAUGGCGAGCCGAAGACCGCGGCGGCAGCGGCGGCUGCGGCAGCUGCUGCGGCUGCAGCGGCCACGUCGCCAGCAGUCGCCAAGCGGGGCUCGGGGGGCCACCGGCGCGACAAGGCACGGGAGAAGCACCAUCACCCGCACCCGCCCCACGACGUGAACGGAGUAGCGCGCGUGCCGCCGCCGCCCAACGCGCCUGGACCGCCCGCGCCAACUGCGCCGGCUCAGCCGCAGGCAGCCGCGCCCCCUGUUAAGCAGGAGGCGCGCCCGCCCGCGCCGCGCCCUGAACCCAAACCCGCCGCGCCGGCCGCGUCGCCUGCUCCUCCUGCGAGUUCGCCCGCGCCAGCGCCGCAUACACCCCUACCUCCUUCGACACAUGCGAACCAUGCAUCGCACGUGCCUCAUUCACCUCACACACCGCAUGCGACCCAUGCGUCGCAUGCGCCCCACAUGCCUCACGCGCCCUCGCCCGCCGCUAAACCAGAACCGGACGACUCGCGGCAGGAGGCGAACACCGCGCAGCCACCCACUAAGAAACAGAAAACUGAACCUAAGGGAUUGAAGCCUUAG